CUACGUUUUGCUUUUACAGGUGUUAGUGCAGUAGAAACAAGGUUGCGCUGAUUUGCGUCACCUUUACACCCGCAAGAGUUGUGUUGUUAGGACACGGUGAUUAAUUGUCAUCUUGUGAUUCCUAAACCUUCAUAUUUAAUAUUCCAACAUGACCGACGCUAAUAAGGACGAGGCCAGGAAGUGUCUUGCAAUUGCGCGACAGUGCAUUGCACAAGACCAACUUGACAGAGCGGAAAAGUUUGCAAGUAAAGCUCAAAGGCUUUACGCAAGCGUUGAGGCCCAGUCUGUCCUUGAAGCUCUAGAAUCAGCGAGGGCUGCCAAGCAGUCAUCGUCGCACGAAGAGCCCAGUACUAGCCACACACAUCACGACGAGUCCUCCGCACAUGCGAACGGCUACAGCAGGCCCGGAGCAAGCGAUGCUGCCAGCAGGGGGAGUGACGGGGGACCCAAAUUGCCGCCAAGGGCUCACAAAGCUGCCAAGCCUAAUGCACCUGUCGAAGACCCGGGAACGCCAGAGCAGCGGGCGCUGGUUGCCCAGGUGCUAAAGGCCAAGGACUUGUACGAGGUUUUAGGGCUGUCGCGGGAUGCCAGCGAUGAAGACAUUAAGAAGGCCUACCGGAAGCUGGCGCUCAAGCUGCACCCCGACAAAAACAAAGCGCUUCACAGUGACGAGGCGUUCAAGCGUGUUUCGAAGGCCUUUAACUGCUUGUCAGACCCGGACAAACGAGCUUACUACGAUCGGACAGGCUAUGAGAGCAGCGCAGCGGUGAGUGGCUGA
Volvox carteri f. nagariensis is the source of this 778-nucleotide messenger RNA. RefSeq names its product molecular chaperone (gene dnj11). Lineage: Eukaryota; Viridiplantae; Chlorophyta; Chlorophyceae; Chlamydomonadales; Volvocaceae. Bases 149 to 778 code for a protein of 209 amino acids. Gene Ontology annotation, cellular component: endoplasmic reticulum membrane. Gene Ontology annotation, molecular function: Hsp70 protein binding. The transcript is spliced from 4 exons. The record is from RefSeq and is a predicted model, not a curated record. Gene Ontology annotation, biological process: cellular response to misfolded protein.